UAUCUUAAUAGAUUUUCAUUUACUUGUCAAAUUUGACAUAAGAUUAUAGUGAUAACGCAAUUAAGUUAUAAUGAAUAGCAAAUUGAGUUGGAUUAUUAUUUUGAUUUCUCUGGUAUCAGUGCAUUCUUUUGAACCUGUAACAACAGCUGGUGUUGUUGCUUUGGGAAGUUUUGCUAUAUAUGGAAGCACUAAAAUCUACUGUCAAUUUAAAGAAUGCUGCGAUGAUAACUGGAUCAAUCACGACGUUUCAGGUAUUCAAAACAGUUUAAAUGAAAAGCUUUUUGGGCAGCAUUUAGUAAUAAAAAUGGUAGGUAAAGCUGUUGAAUCACAUACUAAAGAAAAAAGUCCAAAAAAACCGUUGGUUAUGUCUUUUCAUGGAUGGACAGGUAGUGGUAAAAGUUUUGUUGCAGAUAUUGUUGCAAAACAUUUGUAUAAAAAUGGUCUAAAGAGUAAAUUUAUUCACAAAAAAAUUGCAACAUUCCAUUAUCCACAUGGAGGUGAUUUGCAGAAAUACAAAACAGAGUUAAAAAAUUUUAUUGAGUAUAAUGCGAAAAAAUGUGAGCGCUCGCUGUUUAUAUUUGAUGAAGUGGACAAAUUGCCAGAGGGCCUUGCAGAUGUUUUAAAACCUUAUUUAGACUACCACCAUGCAUUAGAAGGCACAGAUUACCGUAAAAAUAUUUUCAUAUUUUUAAGCAAUACUGCAGGUAACAAAAUUAACAAUUUUGCUAUUAAUCACUUUGCCAAAGGUAAAUCUAGAGAAAUGAUAACUAGUGCUGAAAUGGAUAGACUUUUAUCUCUUGGUGCGUUUAAUAUGCCAGGUGGCUUUAAAAAUGCUGAUAUUGUUUUAACUGGAUUAAUAGACUUUUAUGUGCCAUUUUUACCACUGGAGCGUAAACAUGUCAAACAAUGCGCAGAAGCAGAACUUCAAAAGCGUAAUCAUAAACUUAAUGAUGGUAUUUUAGAAGAAAUUGCAAAUGAAAUGCAUUAUUUUCCAGAAGAAGAAAAAUGGUUUUCAGCUACAGGAUGCAAGACAGUUUCAAAGAAAGUUGAGGUGUUUGUUAAUUAGUCCUUUCAAAAUAAUAGUGUGAUUUGUCACUUGCUGAAAAUAUACUAUUUUUGCUUAGUUAAUUUUAGGAAAUAAGUAACACAAGAGUUUGUAAUUGUUUCUCAAACAAAAAUUUUAGUUUAACCUUGCAAAAAAUCCAAAUUAAUUUGUUUUUAGUUUUUUUGUUUAAUGUUCUUAAUGCUGUAAAUUAAAUUUUAUAUCAGAUUUGUUGUUAAAAAUAGUUUCAAUUGAUUUAUCUUUUUUAGAGUAUCUUGAUUAAUAUUUGUUUUUAAUAUAUUUUUAAAUGUGAUAUUUUUAACUUAGAACUUUCUUUAAAUUAUUUGUAUUUAUAUACGUAAAAACAUUUGGGGUGUAAAAUGAGAUAAAGGCCAUCAUUUAGUAA
Hydra vulgaris (swiftwater hydra) is the source of this 1448-nucleotide messenger RNA. RefSeq names its product torsin-1A. Gene Ontology annotation, molecular function: ATP hydrolysis activity; ATP binding. Gene Ontology annotation, biological process: cellular response to misfolded protein. Gene Ontology annotation, cellular component: endoplasmic reticulum. The record is from RefSeq and is a predicted model, not a curated record. NCBI's taxonomy places the organism in Eukaryota, Metazoa, Cnidaria, Hydrozoa, Anthoathecata, Hydridae.